UGGGUGGUUAACUUAAUUUCACUUGCCUUUUUCUUUUCAAUUCCAAGGUGGUCUAGGCUUUGUUCUACGCCUUUUACUGCCUAAUCUAAUCGGUGAUUUUCGUUAGGCUACUAAUCUUGCUAAAGCUACAGAGAUUCCCCUUUCCUUCUUUAUUUACAGCGAUUUAAGUUGAUCGAGCAUCAGCUUUAUCGACCUCUGGAUACCACUUGAAACAUAACCAAAAGGUAAAAGAAGUUUGUGCUGUUAUAGAUUUAAAACAAAUGGGGGAGCUUUUGGGGCUGCUAAAAGUGGUGGUUGUGCAAGGUAAAAGGUUGGUUAUCCGGGAUUUCAAGAGCAGUGAUCCUUACGUUGUAGUCAAGCUCGGUGAUCAGGUGGCAAAAACUAAGGUUAUCAACAGUUGCCUCAAUCCAAUAUGGAAUGAAGAGCUUACUUUUUCCCUCACUGAGCCUGUUGGAGUUCUAAAUUUGGAAGUAUUUGACAAAGACCGUUUCAAGGCUGAUGACAAGAUGGGACAUGCUUAUCUAAACCUUCAGCCACUUGUCUCUGCUGCUAGAUUGAGCCAUGCCCUCCGAGUUUCUUUUGGUGAGAUGACAUUGAGGAAGGUUGUACCUGACACUGAUAAUUGUCUUGUUAGAGAGAGUUCUAUUAGUUCUAUAAACGGUGAAGUAUUUCAGAGUGUUUGGUUAAGGCUUCGCACAGUCGAGUCCGGGGAGAUAGAGCUAAAGGUCAGGUUAAUUGAGACAUGCGAUGGGUCUUCAAGAUAGUUGAGCUAUCUGCUGAUGAGAUAGUGUUUUUGGGGCCUUGGGCUCAGGCUCGGCUUUCGUCCUGGUCUUUUGGGGUUGAUUCUGAAGAACUUAAGGCCAGUUUGGGCAUAUAUAAGGUAGAAUGGUUUGAAUGUGUGAAGUUUCCGGUGUAGAUUAGCUUACGUAAUCAAGCUUAAAAUAGGUGAUUUGAAACUAAUUUGUGGUGGAAUGAAAACCCUGUUGGUUUAAUCCCUGUUUAUAAUUUUCAGAAUGGCAAUGGCACAGCCAAAACUUGACCUAAAUAUAUGCAUCCUGAAUG
Molecule: messenger RNA, 1062 nt
Organism: Hibiscus syriacus
Lineage: Eukaryota; Viridiplantae; Streptophyta; Magnoliopsida; Malvales; Malvaceae
Product: protein C2-DOMAIN ABA-RELATED 11-like
Exons: 4
Coding region: 261-764 (167 amino acids)
Source: RefSeq, a predicted model, not a curated record